Messenger RNA from Notodromas monacha, 2263 nucleotides. The record is from the annotation of a GenBank genome assembly. NCBI's taxonomy places the organism in Eukaryota, Metazoa, Arthropoda, Ostracoda, Podocopida, Cyprididae.
UAUUUUCUCAUUCAAAUCCGUGUUUCCAUUCUUUGUUCAUUGUUGUUCAAGCCUUUUGCUCGGUUGUCUCUGUUCUGUUGGUAUGUGUACACCAUUUCAUGCUGGUACUUAUCAAUUGUUCCUGCUGUCCGCAGUCUGGGUGAUAACUGGGAGCUAUCCUAGUUGGGGGGACCCAGACUACUAGCUCUAUACAAUAGUGCGCGAGUCUAUAUUAUCCUUAAUCAUCCCAACUUGGUCAAGUAUGCUAAAUGCGGACAGCCCAGACAAUUCCAUGACGGUAUCUAAAAUUCGGUAAGAUAUUUUUAAUUCUCUGUGCAUGACAAAUCUCAAAAUUGAUACAAGAUAGUGUUCUCCGAGCAUUGUAAGGCUAGUGUAACAUUUCAAACGUACAGUAUAUUGUCAAUGAAUGGAAUGGUAGCGCGGAAUGAUGUCUUGAGAUACUUCUUUCUUCAAUGGCUUUGACUUCAAAACAUGUAUAUGUUACUUAAGUGGAUUUUCCUUGCACCUGUACAGUAUGUGCAUCCGGAGGCGUUCGUAUUUUUUAUAAACGUUUACAAGGUUGUUCUAUAUCAUUGCUUGUCUUUUAUUUAAAAGUGAGUCAUGAAUGGACACCCAUUGAUGAGCGCAGUGAUCAGCACUCUUCUUAGUCAUCAAUUCUUACUGUUUCGUGCAUGAUUGAUAAAUCUUGAAUUUCUGAUCUCAAACUGUUGCCAGGAACUUUUGUUGGGUUUUAGUACGUGCGUCACUUAAAAGUUUUCAGCGGUGUGGAAGUAUAUAUUGUUGGUCAGAUAGUGUGUGUUGAGUGAAUUCUGUGGAUGAUAUGGCACAGAAGUACACAUUGCGAAGAGCGGACGACGAGCAGACAUCGGGCCUGCAAAUAAUGGGUUGCAAUGUCUCUAAGAAUCAAGCUGUGGAUCUUAAUGAUAAUACGAAAUACUCAAGAUCAGAAAAUUCGGUGGAUCUUCUUGACUUGGAGAAUUUGUCCCUCCGUGAACGGGGUGGGGCACAGUCGAGCUUUCCGGUAAAUGCUGUUGCUGCGGGGUGUUUGAAGACUAGGACAGUGUUCGCAGCCACGAUUAUCGAAUGCAAGAAUGUGUUUGGUCACAUUCUGCCUGACACGAUUGCUGAUAGAUUCAUGCACUUUGGACAGGUCCUUGAGGUGGAAUGUGAUGAGCUUUACAAACCUACUAAGCCUUACUCGAAUGAUCCUUACUUGAACGUGGACGAGGCGGUUUCUGAGCAGGAAUUACUCAAGUAUUGCUCAGGCCAGCUUCUUAGAAACGUUUACGUGCGAUUUGCCUCGGUUGGAGCUGCAGUCUCUGCGGUCGACACAUUGGCUCGCAUUGGAUGCCAUACACGUCGCCUUCUAGAUCCCCGUGAGAUGGAUAGUUUUUCUGUUUACUUGUGCAACUUACCCAAGAUGAUGACGAAAGAGGAACUUGCUGACAUGGUAUCCGUUGUCGGCGAAGUGAUGCUCUCCUGGAUAGUUGGGCAGAACAGUUCGGGCGAUGCACAUGUGACCAAUAAGGACUGCAGCUGCGGCUUUGUGCGGAUGCGUAAAGCUGCCGAUUGUGUGACAGCCGUUCGAAAUUUCCACGGGAUGCGAAUUCCUGGUUCACCGUUCCCUCUGGUUGUUCGACUUGGACACAAACGGAAGUUUGUGAAUCGUCCCGCAAGGUUUUCGUGCACUCACCGCCCAGCUGUCAUUACUUAUGGGAAGGUUGUUCGUCAGGUGAAUCCCCUGUGGGAUGCCAUCUUCUUUUUUCCUCCACAUGUAUCCUUGAAAAAAGACGAAAAGCCCUGCUUCACUGCUCAACCGAAGUCAGGUGGAAAUCAGCGUUACGUAAUGCUGCCUACAAGUGCAAUGAUAAGGUUCAAUCAGCAGUUGCUUGGAUCCUGCUGCUCGUACAUUCAGUAUUCGUCAUCGUCCGAUUUGAACAAAGACAGCAGUAGCAUGUUGCAAGAAGAGAAAUCUGACAAGGAAACCCAAGGGACUUCUGCAAACUCUCCUUACUUCUCUAAUCCGUUUUAUGGGAUGACAUUCCUUGAAGAAAGUACGCAUAUUAGCCCUAACCGAUGGAAUGAGCCCAAGCCGUUCCCGACAAAUACUGAAGAUGAUUUUCUAAAUCCUGUGCCCAACUACGAAUACGUCACGUUUGGUGAACGCCUUAGACCAGAGAUGGAAGUGGUGGAAUCUAAUUGCAUCGCAAUAAGCCACAAUUCAGCAAUAUUUUCAUCCUCUGGAAGGCUGAUUUUCACUCCA